AUGAAGUUCUUCGCUGUUUCUGCGGUCUUUGUGUCCGCCAUUUCGGGCGCGCUCAGUGCGUCGCUUUACUUGGUUGGCGAUUCGACCAUGGCUUCCCACAAAGCCUCGGAAGGUAUCGAAGGCUGGGGUGUUCCUUUAAACAACUAUUUGACUGGUAUCACGCUUGUAAACAAGGCCGUUAGCGGGCGUAGCGCGAGGUCCUAUUGGAGGGAAGGAAAAUGGGCUGCCGUGCAGGCCAGCUUAAAGUCUGGGGACUUUGUAGAACAUUUGCUAAAACGAGACAACUCCCUCCCAUCUCCUCAAUCUAUCCUUCGCCUAUGGUUCAACCCACCGCCUCAUUUUUGUGUUGCGCUCGAUCGACACGAUUCCACCCGCACGCGCAUUCCCACAGUGAUUGAGUUUGGUCACAAUGACGGCGGAUCCCCGUCUACCAGCGACCGCGCAUCAGUAGUGGGAGAGGGAAGCGAGACCCAGAAAGUUACCCUCUCGGAUGGAACUGUCGAGACCGUCUAUACAUGGCCCACCUAUGUUAAAUGGAUGAUAGAUGGGGCUAAGAGCAAAGGAGCCACUCCAAUCAUUUCUAGUACCACUCCCAACAACCCAUUUGAAGGAGUCUCCAAGAUCAACUACACUCCGGGUCGUUUCGUUACUUAUGCAAAGAAUGCUGCAGCCGCCAAAGGUGUCCCUUACGUAGAUCAUUUCACAGCAAGCCUAUUGUACUAUGACAAACUCGGCAAGGGCGUCACCGAAUCAUACUUCCCCAACGACCAUACCCAUACCAACGCUGCUGGUGCGAAUGCGGUUGCUUGGGCAUUCCUCUCAGCUCUCCGAUGCCCUUCUGCCAAGGGUGUAUUGAGCCAGUACAUUAACUCUUCCGGCCAAGGUGCAGGCGCUCGUUGCACUGCUCCGUGA
Messenger RNA from Rhizoctonia solani, 912 nucleotides. Its product is annotated as carbohydrate esterase family 12 protein. The transcript has 9 exons. The coding region runs from base 1 to 912 and encodes 303 amino acids. NCBI's taxonomy places the organism in Eukaryota, Fungi, Basidiomycota, Agaricomycetes, Cantharellales, Ceratobasidiaceae. Gene Ontology annotation, molecular function: hydrolase activity. The record is from RefSeq and is a predicted model, not a curated record.